Messenger RNA from Humulus lupulus (European hop), 800 nucleotides. Its product is annotated as ubiquitin-conjugating enzyme E2 10-like. Gene Ontology annotation, cellular component: nucleus. Gene Ontology annotation, molecular function: ubiquitin conjugating enzyme activity. The coding region runs from base 123 to 569 and encodes 148 amino acids. The transcript is spliced from 4 exons. The record is from RefSeq and is a predicted model, not a curated record. Gene Ontology annotation, biological process: protein polyubiquitination. NCBI's taxonomy places the organism in Eukaryota, Viridiplantae, Streptophyta, Magnoliopsida, Rosales, Cannabaceae.
AUUGUUAUUCAUAGAGUUGCCUCAUCUCAAUCUCAGUAUCUCAUACAUUGAUCAUCUUCAUAACAUACUCAGCAGCUUUAGAAAACUAGUUCAAUUCUGAAACUUGUUUUUGUUUUCUUUCAAUGGCAUCAAAAAGAAUAUUGAAAGAGCUCAAGGACUUGCAAAGAGAUCCACCAACUUCAUGCAGUGCAGGUCCAGUGGCUGAGGACAUGUUUCAUUGGCAAGCGACAAUAAUUGGUCCAAACGACAGUCCGUACGCAGGGGGUGUAUUUCUUGUAACCAUUCAUUUCCCUCCUGAUUACCCCUUUAAACCCCCAAAGGUUGCCUUUAGGACAAAGGUGUUUCAUCCAAACAUAAAUAGCAAUGGAAAUAUUUGCUUGGACAUACUGAAGGAGCAAUGGAGUCCAGCUCUCACCAUAUCCAAGGUUUUACUAUCGAUAUGUUCUCUGCUAACGGACCCAAACCCAGAUGACCCACUGGUGCCUGAGAUAGCUCAUAUGUGCAAGACUGACAAAUUCAAAUAUGAAUCAACAGCUCGUAGCUGGACCCAAAAAUAUGCCAUGGGCUAGUCACUAGUCACUAGGACUAGGACUAGGACUCCCUCUCUAUAUCUAAUAUAAUAAUUAUUAUCAUUAUCAUAUUUAUUCAACUCUUUUUUCCUUGUCCAUUUAUUAUUAUUAUUACUCAAAAAGUAAUAUAUAUUAUAUAUGGAUAGAGAAAGAUAAUGUUCUUAUUAUUAGGCUAUGAAUUUGUAUUCUAAGCAUUUCUUUCCUGAAAAUAAAUGGCUGUCAACUUUUGAA